AUGGCCGCCGCGCUCCAGCCCCUCCGCGCCCUCAGCCGCGCCGCGAUGGAGCCCCGCGCCCGCCGCCUGCACCUCAGCGCCGCUCGCGGGGACGCCGUGGUGAUCUCGGGCAGGAAGCUGGCGCGGCAGAUCCGGCAGGAGGCGCGGCACGAGGUGCAGCAGUGGGUGGCUGCCGGCAACAGGAGGCCGCACCUGAGCGUGGUGCUGGUGGGCGAGAACCCGGCCAGCCACUCCUACGUGCUCAACAAAACCAAAGCGGCGGCUGAUGUGGGGAUCAGCAGCGAGACCAUCCUCAGGCCGGCCUCCAUCAGCGAGGAGGAGCUGCUGGAGCUGAUUGCCAAACUCAACAGUGACACGGCCGUGGACGGGCUCCUGGUGCAGCUCCCCCUGCCUGAGCACAUCGACGAGCGCCGCGUGUGCAACGCCGUGAGCCCGCACAAGGACGUGGACGGGUUCCACGUGCUCAACGUGGGCAGGAUGUGCCUGGACCAGGACUCCAUGCUGCCUGCCACCCCCAGGGGCGUCUGGGAGAUCAUCCAGAGGACAGGGAUCCCCACGCUGGGCAGGAACGUGGUGGUGGCGGGCAGGUCCAAGAACGUGGGCAUGCCCAUCGCCAUGCUGCUGCACACCGACGGCAGCCACGAGCGCCCCGGAGGUGACGCCACGGUGACGAUCUCGCACCGCUACACGCCCAAGGAGCAGCUGAAGCAGCACACCAUCCGUGCUGACAUCGUGGUGGCUGCUGCAGGCAUCCCCAACCUGAUCACGGCUGACAUGAUCAAGGAGGGCGCGGCCGUGAUCGACGUGGGCAUCACCCGCGUGCAGGACCCGCUCACGGCCCGGCCCCGCCUCGUGGGCGACGUGGACUUCGAAGGGGUGAGGAAGAAGGCGAGUUACAUCACACCCGUGCCCGGCGGCGUGGGGCCCAUGACGGUGGCCAUGCUGAUGAAGAACACCAUCAUCGCUGCCAAGAAACUGCUGAAAACCUGUGAGCUGCAGGCUCUGCCUGCCUAAACAGGGCUGGGCUUAACCAGGGGCCCCUCAGAGCUGGGUUUAAUGAGGGGUCCUUCAGAGCUGGG
Messenger RNA from Melozone crissalis (California towhee), 1079 nucleotides. RefSeq names its product methylenetetrahydrofolate dehydrogenase (NADP+ dependent) 2, methenyltetrahydrofolate cyclohydrolase (gene MTHFD2). NCBI's taxonomy places the organism in Eukaryota, Metazoa, Chordata, Aves, Passeriformes, Passerellidae. Gene Ontology annotation, molecular function: methylenetetrahydrofolate dehydrogenase (NADP+) activity; methenyltetrahydrofolate cyclohydrolase activity; methylenetetrahydrofolate dehydrogenase (NAD+) activity. The record is from RefSeq and is a predicted model, not a curated record. Gene Ontology annotation, cellular component: mitochondrion. The transcript has 8 exons. Gene Ontology annotation, biological process: tetrahydrofolate interconversion. The coding region runs from base 1 to 1014 and encodes 337 amino acids.